AUGGCGGAGGCAAUUCCCAUCUCUACCCAGCAGGUCCCCGACAAGAGCGAAGUAGAGCUGGACUUCAAGGACAUUCUCGGCCCUAUGGGUAGCAAUACAUGCAAGUAUGAGAGGGUGCGCGAUCUCGGUUCUGGUUCUUUUGGCAAGGCGCUGCUGGUGCGCCGCGUGUCGGAUGGGCAGCUACUCGUAGCCAAGCGCAUGGAUCUGACGACGAUGUCGGAGAAGGACAAGAAGUACGCGAUGGCGGAGAUUCAGUGUCUCGCCUCAUGCGACCACUUUGCUAUCAUUAAGUACCAUGAGGAUUACGUGGUGGAGCCACACAUAGUCAUCAUCAUGGAGUUUGCUGACGCUGGCGACCUGAACAUGCAAAUCAAGCAGCGCGCCAAGGACGGGUUCAUCUACUUCGAGGAGCACGAGGUUGGCUAUACCAUUGUGCAGUUAGCCAUGGCGGUCGACCACAUUCACCGCCGCCGCAUACUACACCGCGACAUCAAGGGGGCCAAUGUGAUGCUCAUGACGAACGGCGUCAUCAAGCUUGGUGACUUCGGCUUCAGCCACCAAUACGAGAGCACAGUGAGUGACCAGGUUGCCCAAACGUUCUGCGGCACGCCGUACUACCUCGCACCGGAGCUAUGGGGCCACCAGCGGUACAGCAAGAAGGCGGAUGUGUGGGCCAUGGGUGUUCUUCUCUUUGAGAUGAUGGCGCUUCGCCGCCCGUUUGUUGGGCAGGGAAUGCGCGCGCUGUCGGAGGCGGUGAUGUGCAGCAAGCGCGACUGUGAAUUGCCGCAGCAUUAUAGCCGCGCACUAAAGGAGUUGUGCAAUAUUAUGCUGCGAGCAGACCCGAACCUGCGUCCCUCCUGUGCGCAGCUCUUCAAGUUGCCAUACAUGAUGAAGUUACUUAUGGACUUCGGUACGAGCGUAGACAACUCACAGCUCGUGAGCGACUCCCUCAAGACAAAGAUUCACACAAACAUCUGUGAAAUUCGUCAAGCAAGCGCACAUGACCCGGAGGCGUUCGGGUUUGUCGGUCACGUUGGCACCGUGUGCUCAUCCGUCUUCUAUGAGGGUUACGUGCGUAAGGAGAGUGGAGAAGCGUGGAAAGAACGCUUUCUUGUGUUGCGUGACGGCGGCCUUGUCAUCAGCCGACACAAAGGCGACAAGGAGACGAAGCCGCUGCCUGUGACGUUCAUCGACAGUGCCGUCUUCGUGCCGGAGAAGUCUGCUUGCGCGCCUGGCGUCUUCGCAAUCCACCUAAGAGACGCCAAGACAAUGUGGCUCCAGGCGCUGCCGCCGGAAACAGCGGGGAUAUGGGUGCAUAAGAUUCAGCAGUCGAUUGGCAUAUCGUAG
Molecule: messenger RNA, 1347 nt
Organism: Leishmania braziliensis MHOM/BR/75/M2904
Lineage: Eukaryota; Euglenozoa; Kinetoplastea; Trypanosomatida; Trypanosomatidae
Product: putative serine/threonine-protein kinase a
Exons: 1
Coding region: 1-1347 (448 amino acids)
Biological process (GO): protein phosphorylation
Molecular function (GO): ATP binding; protein kinase activity
Source: RefSeq, a predicted model, not a curated record